UUACAUUAACAAAUUAAAUUAAAAUAGUUGCAAAAUAAACACAGAGAGACGAGAGAGAUUGAGGGCCAGAAGAAGUCUCCUUUCUCUAUACCUCUCUGUUAGUAGUAUGAACUACUAAAACAAAUUUUGUAAAAGAAAAAAAACAAAGAUAUUCCAUAUUUUGUUAAAAAAAAAAAAAAAAAAAAAAUGGGAGGGAAGGUGUUGGUAUCAGUAAUAUCUUUAAUAAUGGUGGUGGGAGUUGUAAUAGGCGUAGCCGCGGUGGUGCAUCGAGAUAAGGGUGGUAGUCAUGACGGCAGCAAGGAUAUUGCAGGUAAAGAUGACGAGAAAUUAUCGUCUUCAAUGAAGACAGUGAAUGUACUUUGUGGUCCGUCAACUUAUAAGGAUUCAUGUAUUAAGAGCUUAGGUUCGGUUACGCAAAACCAAAGUGCAACUCCAAAUGACUUUGUAAAAGCUGGUGUUAAGUUAGCCUUGGUUGAAAUAGCUAAAGCAACCAACCUUACUGACACCCUUGUACCAAAAGCAAAUGCAACUAAGAAACCUGAGAUGACUAAGAUGGCUAUUCAAACUUGUAAGAAUUUAUUUGACCUUGCUAUAGACCGACUUAAUGGUGCACUUAAACAAAUCCAUGAUCCUAAAACUUAUACAGACAAAGGCCUUGUUUGGAGUCUUCGUCUUUGGCUUAGUGAUGUUGUUACAUUUUCCACUAGUUGUGCGGAUGAGUUUGGAGAAGCUGAGGCUCCAGACCUUGAGAAAAUUAUGAAAGAUGGUGUUGUUAAUGCUAAAGAGCUAACUAUUAGCAUGUUGGAUAUUGUUACUACCUUUAAUGAGGCUCUUGGUGGGUUAGACCUUUCACUUAAUGUUACUAAUUUGGUAGACCAACUUAAGACAAGUCGUCGUCUUCUUGGCUUGACUACUGUUGAUAAACAAGGCUAUCCUACAUGGUUAUCUAACUCAGAUCGUAGGCUUAUGGAGGGGAGAGGUGUUGAAGAAGAAAAAGAAGAAGAAGAAGAAGAUGAAGAUGAAGAUGAAGAUGAAGCUAUUGCAGGUCCCAAUGCUGUAGUAGCUGGUGGUAUGAAGCCUAACGCCAUAGUUGCCCAAGAUGGUAGUGGGCAGUAUAAAACUAUUGCAGAAGCUGUGAAAGCACAUCCUGGUAAAGUACAAGGUAGAUUUGUAAUCUAUGUUAAGGCAGGUAUAUAUAAAGAGGAUGUAUUGGUAGGAAAGGAACAGAACAAUAUAUACAUGUAUGGAGAUGGCCCUACAAAGACAGUGAUAACAGGUGAUAAGAGUUUCACAAAGGGUGUAGCAACUUCACAAAGUGCUCCAUUUCAAGUUGAUGGACUUGGGUUCUUUGGUAAGGAUAUAGGCUUUGAAAACACGGCUGGUGCAGUAGGACAUCAGGCUGUUGCCUUAAGGGUAGGUGGUUUACAAUCUGUAUUCCAGAACUGUUUUAUUGAUGCAUAUCAAGACACCCUAUAUGUCCAAGCUGGAUCCCAGUUCUUCCGUGAUUGCCAAAUAUCUGGAACAGUUGAUUUCAUAUUUGGUAAUGGAGCUACAUUGAUCCAAAACUCAAAGAUCAUAGCAAGAAAAGGUAAUCCUGGACAACAAAAUCUAGUGACAGCUCAAGGUGGAAUAGCAGCUAAUGAAGCUACAGGGAUAGUGAUACAAGGGUGUGAUAUCUCACCAAGUCCAGAACUAUUCCCAGAUAGGUUAAAGGUGAUGACUUUCUUAGGUCGUCCAUGGAGACCUUAUGCAAAAACAGUAUUCAUGGAGACAACCAUGGGUGAUCUAAUUCAACCAGAAGGUUAUCAUGUUUGGCAAUCACCAGAUGGAAAGGAUAACCACUUGACUGCUUUCUAUGGCGAGUAUGCAAAUCGUGGACCUGGUUCUAACACUGCUAUGAGGGCUAAAUGGCCUAAUGUUAAGGUCUUAGACAGGCCCGCUGCUCAACGUUACUCAGCUGCUGUCUUUUUAGCAGGUGCUCCUUGGGUCAAGGCUCUUGGUGUUCCAAUUAAUCUUAAUCUUAAUCUUGCUUAGAUUUAUUUAUUUAUUUAUACUUCAUCAUUUCUAUUAGACUAGAAGAGUAUCUUUUUUCCAUUAUCAAAUUCAAAUUAAUGCUCCCAUCUAUAGUGGAGUAGAUAGGUGAGUAGGAACAUACAUUUUUUUAUUUUUGGAUUUCAUAAAUUUCGAUAUUUUAUCCACAUUUUUUUUAUGUUGUUUGUAGUAUUAUCUUUACUGUUAUUGUAAUAGGAUUUUAAUCCACUAAAAUUCUUAAAUGGUUAUAUUUUUAAUUUGUUGU
Messenger RNA from Spinacia oleracea (spinach), 2296 nucleotides. Its product is annotated as pectinesterase-like. The record is from RefSeq and is a predicted model, not a curated record. NCBI's taxonomy places the organism in Eukaryota, Viridiplantae, Streptophyta, Magnoliopsida, Caryophyllales, Amaranthaceae. The coding region runs from base 187 to 2034 and encodes 615 amino acids. The transcript has a single exon. Gene Ontology annotation, molecular function: pectinesterase activity; enzyme inhibitor activity. Gene Ontology annotation, biological process: cell wall modification.